AUGGGGUAUCCGAAUCCAAUCAAUAUUAGUGAGGGCUUCACUUUGGAGGGACGCCCGGUGGCGUCUCGGGGGCCAUCGCUGUCUACUCAUCCAGCCAUGUACUCUCAGUGCCAAGGCUCUCAAGCCCAGGAGGGCCAGCUUAACCCUCUCCAAGAAGCCCACAGGCGUUGCUUAUCAACCGCCAAGGACGCCUUGUUAUACGCACGUUUCUCCUGCUGGUGCCCCCUCAUCAUUCUGAUCACGCAACAAUAG
Molecule: messenger RNA, 252 nt
Organism: Aspergillus calidoustus
Lineage: Eukaryota; Fungi; Ascomycota; Eurotiomycetes; Eurotiales; Aspergillaceae
Source: the annotation of a GenBank genome assembly